This is a messenger RNA of Didymodactylos carnosus, 756 nucleotides long. The record is from the annotation of a GenBank genome assembly. NCBI's taxonomy places the organism in Eukaryota, Metazoa, Rotifera, Eurotatoria, Philodinida, Philodinidae.
UUUUGGUUCGUUCUAAUUUGAUGAGCCUUUUUAACUCGUAAACUCAAAAGAUCCUACGAAAAUUUCUUAGAGGUCCCUGUUGUAAUAAGCAAAUAAUCAUUCAAUCGAAAUUUAGGCUCUGUGUCUUCCCGAAUUAGAAUUUGUAGUCACAGGUGCUGAAAGUAGAGUUUUCGAGAUGUAUCUCGCAGAAAACGUCUACGAAAUACGAACAACUUCCUCCAUUUUGUCAGUUAUGACAGGAGAAGGCGCGAUACUGACCGUAAAGUGUGAUUCACUUUUACUAACUUGUGUAUUCCAUCUCUUAUAGCUGCUAUCACGUUGGAAGAUGAUAACGUUGACAUAGUAUCCGAAACAAAAAUAAACGAAGAACACGGAAAACAAGAAACAGAAGAAGAAGAAGAAGACGAAGAAAGUGAAAUUUCUGAAAAUAAACAUUCAGGUUUUAUUCUCAAAAUAUUGAAAAUAAGUCAGUCUGAAUGGUGUUAUCUGGUAUUUGGUUGCUUCGCAUCAUUGAUUUAUGGAGGUGUAACACCAGGUUUUGCAUUAUUAUUUACGGAAUUGUAUGUUUUAUUCACUGAACAAGAUUAUCAAAAACAAGAACAACAAGCGCGUAUUUAUUGUAUAAUUAUAUUUUUUAUCGGCAUAUUUGGUGGACUUUGUCAACUUGUCUACACAGCUUCAUUUGCGAAAUCUGGCAACAGAAUUCAAAUAUUAUGUCUGUUUUUUACAGACAGGAUAUUAUCUUUUUCUUUAUAG